UACUAACUGUACAAAGAAGUGUUCUUGUGAUACUGCCUAAGUGUAUAUAAAGAUACUUUUAUUUUCUAAAUAAAGUAUGUUUCGACCUGUGAGCCAUGUUUUAUUUGACAUGGAUGGACUUAUAUUAAACACAGAAGAAUUAUACACGAGAGGGUUUGAAAGAGUAGCAUCUCGGUAUGGGAAAAAGUUCACCUUUGAGCUGAAGUGCCAGAUAAUGGGCCAACAGAGCAGGGAAUUCGCAGCAUCCAUUAUUCAGGGGCUCGACUUACCACUAACUGUAGAAGAAUUCUUGGACGAGACACGAGCUAUCUUUAGUGAACUGUUUCCUGCCUGUAAGAUAAUGCCUGGAGUCGAAAAACUCGUUCAUCAUUUACACAAAAAUAAAAUUCCCAUGGGAUUGGCUACAAGUAGCAGCAAAGAAACAUACGAUCUAAAAACGCAAAGACAUCUUGCUUUCUUUGAUUUGCUGACGUACAAAACAUGGGGUUCGUCCGAUCCUCAAGUCAAGUUGGGCAAACCACAUCCGGAUAUAUUUUUAGUGGCAGCAACUAGGUUUCCUGAUAAGCCUGAACCAGAGAAGUGCCUAGUGUUUGAGGACUCUCUGAACGGCGUAAGAGCAGCGCGCGCGGCCGGCAUGCAGGUGGUGAUGGUGCCCGACCCACGGCUGAAUCGAGAUGCUCGUGAAGCUGGCGCCACGCUUACACUGGACUCCAUCGAGGACUUCAGACCUGAACUAUUUAGUUUGCCACCAUACAAUAGUCAUUGUAAGUAG
Molecule: messenger RNA, 772 nt
Organism: Cydia splendana
Lineage: Eukaryota; Metazoa; Arthropoda; Insecta; Lepidoptera; Tortricidae
Product: pseudouridine-5'-phosphatase-like
Exons: 5
Coding region: 77-772 (231 amino acids)
Molecular function (GO): phosphatase activity
Source: RefSeq, a predicted model, not a curated record